ACUAAAUAGAAACGAAACUAUCCAAAUACAAGCAUACAAGCUCCCUUUGUUGCGUUCAGUAGUAUAUACUGCAGUAUAUUCAGUAUAUUUUGACGAGCAAAAGAAGCAUUUUACCGAAAGCCGCUUACGGUCACACUGCAUUUCCAAAUCGAACCGCCAUUAUUGUUCGCCAAACCAAUGAAAAAACCACAUCCAAGUGAUAGAAACCGAACGCUUGUGCAAUUACUAGACAACUGAUUAAUCAUAAUUCAUAAUUGAAACUACCUGACACCCCCGAACGUUUGCCAAAAUGUCCCAGUUCAAUUUUGUGAGCGAUUUGCAAAAUGCUCUGAUCAUGGACGGCGAGACGCGCGGUCCUGCCCCACGCUGGAAGAAGAAGCUGGAGGCGUCCCUUAAUGGCAGCGUGAAUACGACGCGCUCGGUAUUGUCUGUCUCGUACAAUACCAGCUUCUCCGGCGUCCAGGCGCCCACCAAGACGCCGGGCAAGAGUAGCGAAGGCAAGGCCAAGAAGUCGACCACAACGCCAACAAAGACGCCAGGCGGUGGCGAUCGUUUUAUACCGAAUCGCGCGGCCACCAACUUUGAGCUAGCGCACUUUCUGGUAAAUAAAGACUCGGGCGACAAAUCGGAUGAGGAGAAUGACAAGGCCACUACUAGCAACAGCAACAGCAACGAGAGCAAUGUCCAGGCCUCCGCACACAAGGGUGAGCGACAGAAGCUCAUCUCGGAGGUGGCCCAAGUGGCUGGCGACAGCAAUGGUGGCCGCAUUUUAUGCUAUCAGAACAAGGCACCAGUCGCUCCAGAGUCGCACACGAAUCCCCUCAAGGUGGUUUACUCCAUCAAGACACCCAUAUCGACCAAGAGCGGCUCCCGUUAUAUACCAACCACUUCGGAACGUAUUCUAGAUGCUCCAGACUUCAUCAACGAUUACUAUCUAAAUUUAAUGGAUUGGAGCGGUGACAACAUUGUGGCCGUUGCUCUGGGCAGCUGUGUGUAUUUGUGGAACGCAGCCAGCGGCAACAUUGAACAGCUGACCGAGUUUGAGGAGGGCGACUACGCUGGUUCGCUCUCCUGGAUACAGGAGGGCCAAAUCUUGGCCAUAGGCAACAGCACCGGCGCCGUAGAGCUCUGGGACUGCUCCAAGGUGAAGCGUCUGCGUGUCAUGGACGGUCACAGUGCUCGCGUUGGCUCCUUGGCCUGGAAUUCGUUCCUCGUUUCAUCUGGCAGUCGCGAUGGCACCAUUAUCCAUCAUGAUGUGCGCUCGCGGGAGCACAAAAUCUCCUCCCUAGCCGGCCAUACUCAGGAGGUGUGCGGUCUGAAAUGGUCAACGGAUUUCAAGUACUUGGCCAGCGGCGGCAACGAUAAUCUGGUGAAUGUCUGGUCCCUGGCCAGCAGCGGUGUGGGCACGGCCAGCGAGGCCCUCCACAAGUUCAAUGAGCAUCAGGCGGCCGUGCGCGCCCUGGCCUGGUGUCCCUGGCAGCCCAGUACUCUGGCCUCUGGCGGCGGCACUGCUGAUCGCUGCAUCAAGUUCUGGAACGUUAACAAUGGGUCGCUGAUAAAGUCGGUCGAUUCCAAGUCACAAGUCUGCUCCCUGCUCUUCUCCCGACACUACAAGGAGCUGAUAUCGGCCCAUGGCUUUGCCAACAAUCAAUUGACCAUCUGGAAGUAUCCGACAAUGGUGAAGCAGGCUGAUUUGACCGGUCACACGUCGCGUGUCCUGCAAAUGGCCAUGUCCCCGGACGGCGGCACUGUUAUCAGUGCCGGCGCGGAUGAGACAUUGCGUUUGUGGAACUGCUUUGCCCCCGAUCCAUUGGCAUCCAAGAAGUCGGCCAGCGUCAAUAGCAAGGCCAAGCAGAGCGUGUUCCGGCAGAGCAUUCGUUAGAACAAAAUAAUUUAAGCCCUAAGCAAUAACGUUAUAACUAUUGUAGACUGUGUGUGCCGUUGCCAUAAGAUAUUUCCUUUUGUUUGCGUUUUAAGUUUAGAGUUAUUUGCCGUCCUCUGUUCCUGGACUAGAAAAUUAUAUAUUGAAUGCUUUACUUUAAUUCCUGUUUGCUGUGUUCUACCAAGACGAUAUAGAUACUAGAGAGAGAGAGGAGUUUGUCUAAUACUUUAUUUAGUUUAAGAGCUUAAAUAUGUAUAAAUAAAAUGCCCGACAUUCUGCAUCCUUGUAUGCUUUAUUUUCAUUUUAA
This is a messenger RNA of Drosophila obscura, 2189 nucleotides long. RefSeq names its product cell division cycle protein 20 homolog (gene fzy). Gene Ontology annotation, biological process: positive regulation of ubiquitin protein ligase activity; positive regulation of anaphase-promoting complex-dependent catabolic process; anaphase-promoting complex-dependent catabolic process. Gene Ontology annotation, cellular component: anaphase-promoting complex. Gene Ontology annotation, molecular function: ubiquitin ligase activator activity; anaphase-promoting complex binding; protein binding. Lineage: Eukaryota; Metazoa; Arthropoda; Insecta; Diptera; Drosophilidae. The record is from RefSeq and is a predicted model, not a curated record. The transcript has 3 exons. The coding region runs from base 290 to 1882 and encodes 530 amino acids.